Molecule: messenger RNA, 1521 nt
Organism: Maylandia zebra (zebra mbuna)
Lineage: Eukaryota; Metazoa; Chordata; Actinopteri; Cichliformes; Cichlidae
Product: protein LBH
Source: RefSeq, a predicted model, not a curated record
GCUCUGAACACUUGACUGCGAGUGGUAACUUUACCACAGAGCCUUGCGUGCCCCUCCGCCUGUCGCCCACAACAGUCAGCAUCAUCAUCGUCAUCAUCAUCAUCACCAUCACCAUCAUCAUCAUCAGCAGCAGCAUCAGGAGCAAUAUCAGUGUGAUGAGGCAGCUGAGGACGGAGAGCCUCCUGCUCUGAGACACUGGAUCAGCCUGCAGACAGGAUGACUGAGGUGAUGAACUCUCUGGAGCCGGGGACAGAGGACUUCAGCGGGGGAGGAGCAGGAGGAGAUCAGGCCACAAUCUUCCCAGAUACCCAUGAAAGGUAUCCAAAGUUGUCCAAGAGGCUUCCCUCUAUAGUCGUGGAGCCAACAGACGGAAGUGAGGUGGAGAGUGGAGAACUCCGCUGGCCCCCGGAUGAUCCGAGCUCUGCAGACGCCCAGACUGAGAGAAAGCGUACGGAUGAGCAAACUGAAGAUGAGGAGCAGUCCAGUGAAGGUGGAGCUGAAGAAGCUUCAGGAGUGGAAAUGCAGGACUCCAACUGAACAAACUCGCUUCCUGUGAUAUAAACUGUUACUAUGAGUGUAUCCAGACUUGGAAUGAAUGAAAACGAGUCAGAUAGAGGAGUGCAAUGUGCGGAUAGAAAGAUCAGAGAGACAGAGUAGGAAGGGUAGAAAACAGAUUCCCAACCCCAGCUCACGGGCUUGGAGCCAGUUACUUCAGCACCUUAAGAAUAAAGACGCCGAAGGCGCUUUUUUGUUUUUUUGUUUUUCCCCAAAUCUGUAUCUUUCCAUUACAUCUGUAAUGAUGGAGCUUGUUUUGACAUGUGUAAACUAAGAUUUAUGGGGACAAAGAUGGCAUGUUGAAGCAUUUUUCAAGAAAAAAAAGUUUUGGCAAUAGGUUUUAAUUUGAGAAUUCCCAGGUCUAAAAUGACUGUUUUGACAUUUCCAGCUUUGUAAAUAUAGAUUUUGAAUUAAGUUAACAAAUUUCCUCUCUCUGGCUCCAAGCCCUCACCAUCCAGAUGCCCACGGAAUCAUCUGCACAUGUGAUCUGGACAGAUGUUUCUAAAUGCUGUAUUAAGUAUUUAGCUCAUGUGUGCCAUACUACUACUAAUAAAGGUAGCUACUGUAUUUACAUUUAGGUGCAGAUUACAUCACUGUUUGUUCCGUGCCGACUGCUGUAGUUUGGGUGAUCUUGGUCUCACUAUUAACUUUGUAAUAUUAGCUUUGAGUAUUUGAGAAUUUCACAACAGAUCCAUUGCUUUAUUAGAUGUUACAAUAUUCAUUAAAAUAUUAAAGUAUGUAAUCACUGUCUUCUUAGUUUUAAAGGGAAUGUAACUGUUGUUUUAUUUAAGAUAUUGGAGCAAUAUGGUCCCAAGAAAUCAAAGGCAGUCCAUUUUGUUACAGACUACAGAAGUAAAAAGAACCAGUGUAUUUUAGAUGUGUGUUGCUUGUCACAGGCAUAUUUUUUAAAAAUACUGGAAGCCUAAAUUAUUGCACAAGUAAUAAACCUUUUGAAAUGUUCUUUAA